CUGCUGCUGCUGCAGCUGCUGUUGUCGAGCUGUCAAAGAGAGUACUAACUGUCAAACACGCACUUAUUAUUGGAUUAAUUUUGUCUCAGGAUUUUCUCUGACGUGAUGGAGCUAUUAUGGGGUGGGUCACACACCCUGUGACAUGUGGACCGAAGCAAGAAUCUCCCACCUUGCAUCUCUUCAACAACACAGUCGAUCACUGUCAUGGCCUCCAGUUAUCCACCCCCCUUUGAGGGCACAAGUGAAGUGAAGGAGGGCUUUCUUUGCCCACUGUGCCUGAAGGACCUUCAGUCAAUCUCCCAACUCCAAGGCCACUAUGAAGAGGAGCACUCGGGGGACGACCACCAUGUGAGGGGACAGCUCAGAAGUUUGGUUCUGAAGGCAAAGAAAGCCAAAGACAAGUUGUUGAAAAGGGAUGGCGACGACAGAACAGAUACAGGCACUUAUGUGUCCUUCUGCUGUGUGGACCCCUACAUGUGGGAGCCUCAGGAGCUGGGAGCAACCCGAAGUCACCUGGACUUCUUUAAAAAGCACCGGGCAGCCAGGAUAGAUCACUAUGUCAUUGAGGUCAACAAGCUCAUCAUCAGACUGGAAAAGUUGACGUCGUUUGACAGGGUCAAUUCCGAUGCAGCCAAAAUCAGAGCCAUUGAGAAGUCGGUGGUGUCAUGGGUGAGUGACUCAGAUGUCCCGUUCUGUCCUGACUGUGGAAACAAGUUCAACAUCCGGAACAGGCGGCACCACUGUCGUCUCUGUGGGUCCAUCAUGUGUCGGAAGUGCAUGGAGUUUGUCCCCUUGCCUUUGGCUCAAAAGCUUAUUAGUGGGACACGAGAGGCCCUGUGUGUACCUGGAAGCCCCCCUCAGUCCCAGUCUCCCCCUGCAGGAGGUGGCAGUGGUGGUGGUGGGAUGGGCUCCAGGAGAGGCAGCAUCAGCAGCCUGAGCAGCGUUACCUCCAUGUUAGAAGAGAAGGACGAUGAGAAGAUUCGCUGCUGUCACCACUGCAUGGACACGCUGUUGAAGAGACAGCAGAAACUGGAAGAAAAGGAUCACAUGCCGGAUGUCGUGAAACUUUAUGAGAGGCUGAGGAUGUGCAUGGAGAAGGUGGAUGAAAGGGCUCCAGAGUACAUCAAAAUGGCCGAGUCGCUCAACGCCGGAGAAACCACUUACAAUCUUGACACUGCUGCUGGACUGAGGCUGGAAGUACAGAAAUACUACGAAUUAAUCGAUGCUCUGAGUAAGAAGAUUUUAACACUAAGAGCAAAAGAUGAUCCACCACCGCAUCCGAAGGCCCUCCAGCUGCAGAGGAUGAUCCGUUACACAGCCACGCUAUUUGUCCAGGAGAAGCUGUUAGGUCUCAUGUCUUUACCCACUAAGGAUAAAUAUGAAGAGCUGAAGGAAAAAAGGAAACAGGAACAAGAAAAUAGACUCAGGCAGGAGUCUGAGAAAAACCGUCCACCCCCCAGUACCAAUGGAGAGCUGCCACAAGCCCCUAGAGCUCCGCGCAUGACCAAAGCUGGUGGUUGGUUGCCCUCCGCAGACUCCGUCCAUACACGCGACGAGUUGCAGGACCCCCUCCUGCAACAGAUCGAGAACAUACAGUCAUUCCUUCGCCAGGCCCGGGAGGCCCAGAGGACAGACGAGGUGGCCAUAUUGGAGGAGAACUUGCGUCAGCUGCAGGACGAAUACGAUCAGCAGCAAACCAGCCUCGCCAUCGUGCUCUCCCAGAAGCUGGCUGAGGAGGAGAGCAUGCAGCAGGGGGAGCUCCAUCGUCUGGAAACCCGGGAAAGAGAGGAGAGGGAGCACUGGGGCCCCGCCGUGGGCUCCACCCAGCCGUCCAUCACCUGGGAGAGGACUCUGGAUAUAAGUGGGACUGGGGGCUUCCAAGGAGAGGAAGAUGCUGAAGCAGAGGAGCUGACUCCAAAAGCUGAAAGGAGUCCAUCUUCUGUAAGGGCGUUCCCUGCUCUCACAAGCCAAGAGGAGUCGCCUCCCAGGCUGAGGAGCUUAGGGGGCCAUGUAACCCCCCCUGGUGGUGAAGGACAGACUAGCGCCUCACUUAACCCUUUCGAUGAUGAGGACUCUACCCCCAUUGAGGAGGAUCCAUCCAAUCCCUUCUUUGAGGACAUAAAGAGGGAGCACAAAGAGGUAACCAAUGGGAAGAAAGAAUACAACCCAUUCGAUGAAGAUGAAGAGGUUGAGGAGGACAAACAGGCUGAGAGUGUACCCAGAAACCCCUUCGAGGAGGAGGACGACGACGAUGCCGACACAGGUAACCCUUUCUUGGAGGCCUCUGGGAAUUCUCCAGAAGUCUCAACAAACCCCUUUGACGGGGACGAUGAUGACGAGGUUCUCCCAGACUUGGACAUGAUAGAGGAGGAGCUGCUGCUGCAGCAAAUUGACAACAUUAGGGCCUACAUUUUUGACGCCAAGCUGAGCGGCCGUCUCGACGAGGUGGAACUCCUGUCAGAGAACCUCAGAGAGCUACAGCACACCCUGCAGGAACAGAAGAAGAAGAAGCACUGACACCUUCCUGUCAUAAUCCCUGUGAUUACCUGCUACUUACCAAGUCCUGCAAGGCUAGCUCACUUUACACGACUAAUGAGCCCACUGCUUUAAUUUGGGUGAGGUCUGAUGCACCACGCAAAGAUUAGACCUAAAAUUAAAAAUGUGCUAUGGCUCAGGAGUCAGGAGUGACUCUCUUAAUUUCCAAACAUCCUUCUAAACCACUUAUCCUGCACAGGGUCGCAGAGGGCUGGAGUCGAUCCCAGCAUGCACAGUUUCAAAGCACUGCAAAUUAAAAACUGUUCAGGCAUAUUGCUGAAGAUAUUAACCCUGUUGCACCAGGGUAAACACGAACAAUGGAAGACAGAAGAAUGCAAUUUAAAUGAUUUUUUUUCAGUGGGAUGGUCCGAUGGUUCUUUGGGGCGAGUGUGGUUGUAUGAUUUGGCUCUCUGGUGGAAGCUAUGAACUGAGUCAAAAUGUAAUUGUGACCAUUUAGGGAGCGAUGAAGGGAUUUGAUGCUUGUUUCGUAAUCUAACAUUAAACAAAAUGCGUACAGUUUUUUUUUUUUUUUUUUUGACAUUUACAGUAAUACUCCUUAAGACAUAUAAGACUUUAAUGUAUAAAAUUGAUGGAGUUGCAUCGAUAUUUGUACUACGUGGUUGAACCUACAACUUUCUGGCAAUUGAAGUUCUUGCUGUUCAUCGAACCAAGACCAAAGAACCAAACCAUGCAUUAAUGCUCUAACUGGGCCAUGACAAAUUAUAAACACUGUCUGACAGUUUAAUGACAAACAUAUGAAUUUAGUUUGAUGACCAUAUUUGGGCAACCUAGUGUUUAAAGGAAACUGAUUAUUGAAUAGUUAUAUUAUUCACAGGCUUAAAGGAAUACUUCACCCACAAAAUGGCUAUUUGUUUAUCAGUUCGUCAGACCUUGUUACUUUGAGUUUUUGAAGAGAGUUUUUUUCACACUCCACAGAAACAUGGCAAACAUUGAUUGGAUAAAUGAGAUUUGGAGUGUUUUCACGAUAUCAGAAAUUCGAACUUCAGAUACAAUACUUAUGAGAUACUAUUUUCAAUAGCAUGGGGAAAAUUGACUUUGAGCACACAUAAUUUUGAAAUUUUGUUAAAAUAUAACUAUAACAAAGCUAUAAAAUGACAAGAAUGACUUUCUCUUCUUACUACUGGACUGUAGUAAACAUUAACAGUAAUUAACACUUAUUGUUGACAUAAAUGAAAACGGCAUCAUUUUGCAGUAGUGCACGUUGAAAAGCCUCUGAGAUUGUAACACAUUUAAACAUUCAAAAGGCAACAAAAGAAAAAACAAAACAAAAAUGUGCUGCAAAAGCCUAUGACAGAGCAAAAAAAAAAGUGAUGAGAGAGGAGGCGGGGCUGUGGGGACACUGCAGCAAUCUGCGUGUGUCUACUCGCUCUUAAGGAGAAGAGAGC
Molecule: messenger RNA, 3941 nt
Organism: Plectropomus leopardus (leopard coralgrouper)
Lineage: Eukaryota; Metazoa; Chordata; Actinopteri; Perciformes; Serranidae
Gene: rbsn
Product: rabenosyn, RAB effector
Molecular function (GO): metal ion binding
Source: RefSeq, a predicted model, not a curated record